This is a messenger RNA of Cololabis saira (Pacific saury), 893 nucleotides long. Its product is annotated as regulator of G-protein signaling 1-like. The record is from RefSeq and is a predicted model, not a curated record. NCBI's taxonomy places the organism in Eukaryota, Metazoa, Chordata, Actinopteri, Beloniformes, Belonidae.
CUCCAGGAAAACAUGCUGGCUUCCAUUGCUGAAGUCAUGGCAUGGGGAGAGUCAAUCGAGCGUCUUCUGGAGUGUAAAACCGGCCAGCUGGUGUUUGAAGACUUCCUGAAGACGGAGUACAGCGAGGAGAAUCUUUUAUUCUGGCUGGCCUGCCAGGACUACAGAACCAUCUCCAGCGAGACGGCAAUAGAGGCCGCGGCCAAAAGGAUUUACCAGGAGUUUGUCCAAGUUGAUGCACCGAGACAGAUAAACAUUGACGGUGCGACAAGAAAAGAAAUCAGAGAAAAUAUCUCCCAACCGGGGCCAAAUUGCUUCGACAAGGCGCAGAGACUGAUAUACGGCCUGAUGGAAAACGACUGUUAUCCACGAUUGAAAUCAGAGAUCUACCAAGCUCUCCUGGAACGGUGAAGGGCGAUGAAAGCGUCGCGGAGAUAAAAGCUUGUUUGACGGCUCUUUGACUGAUUAAUUCUGCACCUUCCGCAGACACCUUUGAAUCUCAGUUUAAACAAAACGGCAGAAGCAGAUGUGGAAGCUGACAGGACGUAAGCCAUCCAAUUUAAAACAAAAAUCCCUUUUUAGCUCAAAUGUGUAAUUCAGAAAAAAUGGUGUGAUAUUAGGUUCUGAAAAGUACUUAUUUGAGGAAGUAUCAGGGUGACAGCAGGUUCAGGUGAAAGUACCUUUGGGAAGAACUCGUCUUUACAACGCCGUGGCAGACGGGAAGAGAGAUGCUGCAGAAUAUGAACUGAUUCUUUACUGACUUUUAUUCAUCUGCAGACGGUACGAAAACAGAAAUAUUGUGUUUACUUUUGUCAGUUUCGUGUUAUUUGUUAAGAUACAUCCCUUUUUUUCCACUAAAAACACAAAGAAGCUGCAGCUGGAGCGCUGCUGUACGG